AUGGGGGAAGAAUAUGAUUGUAUACGGUAUUACUGUACUGCUGGCAGUGGCAUGGAGCCCUUUCUCGUGGAGGAAGUAAAGAGCAAACUCUCUGCAACAGAUGUUGACCACAUCUCUGGGAGAGUGUUCUUUAGCACUUGUGCACCUUUAGAGCACGUCACGAAACUGAAAUCAGCAGAGAGGCUGUUCUUGCUUAUCAGGAGAGACCCACCCAUUUCCCUCCCAAAAUUUGCAGCUAGAACAAUUAGUAAAAUUCAGAGAAGCAUCAUUGGUGAUCUAAACAGUUGGAUUCACACCCUGUCCAUUUGGAGCCGCUUGGUGGAGGAGCUAAAACCUGUGAGUGGACGGGGUCAGAAAAGGAAGAGAGAGGAAGAGGAUGAAACAAGAGUAAAUGACAAAAGUUUAAGAAACGAAGAAACAUUAUUAGGACAAACCUCACCUACUUUCAGAGUGAACUGUCGCUGCAGUGGAGCUGUCAUGUGCUCUUUUACCUCCCAGGACUUUAGUCGGAUAAUUGGGACAGCCAUCAGACGACAACUGGGAUGGAAAGUAGACCUUAGAGAGCCUGAUCUGGAAGUGAAUGUAUCAAUAAAUGAUGACCAUUGUAUACUGGGGAUCCCUCUUUUGAAGUGUUCCUUAGCCAGUCGUAGUUAUAUCAAGCACAGCGGUCUUAGGUCUACUGUCGCCUGGACCAUGGCUUCUCUCUGCUCAAUACAGGAAGGCUGUGUUAUUUUAGACCCCAUGUGUGGAGUUGGCACAGUUCUUCUGGAGGCCGCCCAGGAGUGUUCCAGUACAUUGUUUAUUGGCAUGGACUGUUCAGCAGCUCAGUUACUGAAAGCUGCAGAGAACGUGGAGACAGCUGGCCUUGGUGGGAGAGUGGAACUACUGCAGUCUUCGGCUAUGGAGAUUCCACUGCCAUCUAACUCUGUGGAUGGUGUAAUCUGUGAUGUCCCUUUUGGCAGAAAGUUUAGCUGUGGAACAAAUGUGACUGUUGCAUUGCCAAAGCUCAUCAGAGAAAUGGAGAGAGUUCUUUCUGUCAAUGGAUCCUUGGUUCUUCUUUUGAGUCUCCAGCUUUCAGCCCUGCUUAAGAAAUUGCUCAGUCCAGACAGAUGCUUGUUAGCCACAGACCCACUCACCAACAAAAACACCAGUAACAUAGAUAGUUCAGACACACACACCAACACAUGUAGGCCAGACACAGAUACACACAGCAACAAACACAGCUCAGAAGGAGACAUACAGUUGUCUCCCUGCACACUACAACUACAGAGUAUAUACAGAGUCAGUUUAGGAAACACAGAUGGUCUCAUACACAAAUACUUAAAGACAAUGUAUGGACACACUGCAACUAAAGCACACACUCAUAAAGAUAUAGAUAUCCAGAAGUAG
This is a messenger RNA of Chanos chanos (milkfish), 1389 nucleotides long. RefSeq names its product THUMP domain containing 2 (gene thumpd2). Gene Ontology annotation, biological process: tRNA methylation. The transcript is spliced from 11 exons. The coding region runs from base 1 to 1389 and encodes 462 amino acids. The record is from RefSeq and is a predicted model, not a curated record. NCBI's taxonomy places the organism in Eukaryota, Metazoa, Chordata, Actinopteri, Gonorynchiformes, Chanidae. Gene Ontology annotation, molecular function: RNA binding; tRNA (guanine) methyltransferase activity.